AUGGCUGCUAGGCCGCAGGCCUUGCGCCGGGCGCAGCAGCACGGCUUCGGUGCCUUCAAGACGGACCAGGGCAUCGCCAUCUUGGCGCAACUGUUGGAAGCUGGCGCGGCAGGCAGCGUGUGCGCUGUUCAGAAGACUGGGCUGGUGAAGCUGGAUGCAUUCAGGGUGCUUUCCUCGGGCCCGCGCAGCAUUCAGCCGAUGGAGGACGUGGAUUCUGCGAUUUCGCGAGUGCUUCAGGGUCUGACAGAUUCGGCGGCAUUGACUUUGGACUCAGAUCUUAGCGAGUCGGGGCUGGAUUCUCUGGGAGCUGCAGAGCUGUCAAUACAGUUGUCUAGUGUACUGGGCAUCAAGCUUCCAGCCACCGUGUCUGCAACUGCUAAGUCCGAGAGGGAGUUGCGGCAGUUUGUGCGGGAAGAGCUUGCAGCUCAGAGGGAUGUAUCCCAAGUCGGAGUUCCGGAGGCUGCCAGUAGCAAACUACCAAUCCUUGUGGUGGGUGCUGGGGUAGGUGGUGUAGCCUUCGCGCAGCAGCUGGUCCGAGCGAGCGAGACCGUUGUUGUUAUGGAGAAAGGGGCUGCCGCGGGUGGUUCCUGGACCCAUGGCAACCUGUCUUCAAAGUUGCAGAUUGACGCUCCCUCCUAUAUGCUGAACUAUGAUUCCCCUCGCGCAUGGGGGGCAACCUAUCCGAGCAAGCAGAAGGUCUUGGAUGAGGUGCGUGAGGCAGCCAGCAGCCUGGACCUGAGGCUGAACCAUGAAGUAACGUCCCUUUCGAUGGUUCAGCGAGGAGAGUACCGUGUCGCGUACACCGAUGCAUCCAGGAAGCAGCAUGAGUUGACCGUCGGCGGCGUUGCCUUCUUUUUGGGUGGGCUGCACGCCGCGAAUGAUGUCGUCUAUCCAGGCGAGGAUGGCUUCGCAGGGACAAUCGGCCUAGGCCACGGGGAUGAUGUGCGUCCCGAAGCUUUCAAAGAUCAGGAGGUGCUGAUCGUUGGGCAUGGUGCUUUUGCUAUUGAAAACAUGCGAACGGCCUUGCAGAAUGGCGCGAAAUCUGUGACCAUAGUUGCACGGCGGCGGAACAUCGUUUUUCCCAGCGUGGUCAAUUGGCUCAUCAACUCGGUAAAUGGAACGCUCGGGAUACGCAAGAUCCGGCCUAUCCUGGAGAAGUUCUACCAGGCGGCCGGUGUCACUCUCGACCAGCUCCCGGCCCUGUUGGGCGAUUCCAUCGACUUCCGAAUCCCAGCCUGCUCCGAUAUCUAUUUCCUCGCGCAGGCAGCGAUGGGCGCACUGAGAGUCGUGAUCGGUGAAGUGAAGUGUCUCGAGAGCACCUGUGCCGCCGGGCCUGUGGAGCGGAAGGCGAGCUUCUGGCUCGACGGAGACCCGAACCUGGUUGCCAACGACCAGUGCAAGAUAGUGCAGGCAAUCAGCAGACUGGCAGAAGUGGACGCAUUUGUCGCAAGUGUUCGUCGCCAUCCUGUGCCCGAGGGUGUGAACUCGCUGCUCUGCCCCAGUUACCCCUUCUACGUGCAAGCCUUUGCCAGAGCAUUCCUGCACUAUCGCAAGGCACUUGCCAAGUUGUCCUUCACGCCGGGUGUCGAUAUCAACAUCAUGUGGGAGCAUUUCAAAGAGAGGAAGGUGAAGGUGUCGGAUGUAACAAGAGAGCAUCUGCCUUUCUGCGAUUUCGUUCGUCAUCGUCGGGCCGAGUGGGAAGACAACGCCCGCAUCUUGCGAGGGAGGCGGGUGGAUGGUGUCGCUGAGAGCCUGCAUCUGCCGGACUUCGACAGCUUGCUGCGGCCGGCCAGUGCCAUUGUUGCCCGCCUCUGGCCAAGUUCCCCACAGGACUUUGCUGGUAUCUUGGCAGUUCCGCGUCGUCCACGGGUCUUGUUCUUCCACGGAGAGAAGACAAACCGAGAAGUGGCCAUGAGACUGCUCCAAGCCACAGGAUGGUGGCAGCAAGCAGACUUUGUGGUGCCAGAUGGUCCCCAUGCGGUUAGCGCCGACGAGGAUCCGGAGCAACUUGAACGUGUGGGCUUGACACAGCUGGUGCGCGAAGGAUGGUACCGUCCCGGAGAGAUCUACAAGGAGUGGUGUGCCAAUUUCGGCAUUUUCUUCGACCUCCACAUGAAAACACGAACAGGAGCUUUAGACACCCAAGAGGCGCAGAUGGAACACGACCGCUACGAGGAGGCCUUCUCAUACCUCACGAAGGUCGCACACAGUCAUGGCCCCUUCGAUGCCGUGGCAGGAUUCUGCCAAGGAGCAGCAUUUGCCCAUGCAGCCAUGUUCAUGCAAAGAACCGGGGGGAGAGAUCUUGGACUUGGAGGGGUGCAGAUGAUGAUUGCCAUGGCGCCAUGGAAAUGCCCGUACCACGAACACCUCGGCUUGUUCAACACACAGCUCAGCAUGCCAUUGCUGUUGUUGCAUGGAAGCCAGGAUCUGCAGAUGUUCAAAGACGCUGUCGGCCCUUUCCGGGACAGCUUCGCCAGCGAUUGCGUCACGACCCAGGAGUUCGAAGGCAAGCAUGCUUAUCCAUCACUGAUCCGUUCUUCCAAGCUUCAAGAUGUGGCUGAGCAAUUCCUGGAUGCGAACCGAUAG
Molecule: messenger RNA, 2586 nt
Organism: Symbiodinium sp. CCMP2592
Lineage: Eukaryota; Dinophyceae; Suessiales; Symbiodiniaceae
Source: the annotation of a GenBank genome assembly